Dunckerocampus dactyliophorus (ringed pipefish) is the source of this 2276-nucleotide messenger RNA. RefSeq names its product solute carrier family 25 member 55a (gene slc25a55a). Bases 707 to 1546 code for a protein of 279 amino acids. The record is from RefSeq and is a predicted model, not a curated record. Gene Ontology annotation, molecular function: L-aspartate transmembrane transporter activity; L-glutamate transmembrane transporter activity. Lineage: Eukaryota; Metazoa; Chordata; Actinopteri; Syngnathiformes; Syngnathidae. The transcript is spliced from 8 exons. Gene Ontology annotation, biological process: L-glutamate transmembrane transport; aspartate transmembrane transport; malate-aspartate shuttle.
UGUCGUCGGGGUCACUUGUGUCUUCCCCAUCGACUUGGCAAAGACGAGGUUACAGAACCAGAGGCAAGGUCAGCAGGUCUACAAGAGCAUGAUGGACUGCCUUGUCAAAACAGUUCGAUCAGAGGGCUACUUUGGCAUGUACAGAGACAUGGGUCCCCCUGGGAUGAUAUUGAAGGCUAGCCGAUAAGGCGCAGCCACGCUGGAGGCAAAUCAUUAAUGGUUCUUACUAUAUUGCUCUAUUCAAAACUACAGGCAACAUAUGUUGUUUUUGCCAUCUAAGUGUCCCUUCUCUCUCUGCUCUGUUCCUUCCUGACUAUGAAGUGUGUCUUUUGUAUGCUUUGUUUGAGCAUGCAAAUGAAUCGAGUAAUGAAAACUCACUUUUGCCCAAAGUCUGAGCACACUGACUAGUCAACUGUUUGUCCUCUCCUGUCACUAACAUCUUUUAUGUUGUCUGUGCAUCUUUUUUGUGUCACCACACAAUGUGGGGCUGUGCUCUUAAAGCUACUUCCUGUUUGCAUCUUACUUUUUAUUUUGUCAUCAUGUCUUUUGUCUCAAACCUCCUUUCUUGAACUCUUCUUCUCAUUCUAUGACUGAAGCUCAGUGUCAACCUUUUUGUGUUUUAUUAGCCUCAUAUAGGACUCUUGACAUUCUAGUGUUGUAAUGAUAAUGGUGGGGAACGUUUUGUUUUUGUGCAUGUGUGAAAGUCAUGGUCGUAACUUCAGUUCUAAUUUACUUUUUUCCUCCCUCAGGCGCCGCUGUGAAUUUGACUUUGGUGACCCCCGAGAAGGCCAUUAAGUUGGCUGCUAACGACUUCUUCCGCCACCACUUUGCAAAAAACGGUCAGGGGUUGACUGUGUUCAAAGAGAUGCUGGCUGGUUGUGGUGCUGGCAUGUGUCAAGUCAUUGUCACCACGCCCAUGGAGAUGCUCAAGAUACAGUUGCAAGAUGCUGGCCGACUCGCUGCCCAGCAACAAAAGCCUGUCAUUGCAUCUCCCACAAAGCUGGUAGCUACCAACACUCUGCUCAGCCGUUCCUACAACUCUUGCACUCUGGUGGCGCCUCCUCGGGCCGUGUCCGCCACGCAGAUAGCCAAGGAGCUCCUUCAGACGCAGGGCAUCCAGGGCCUCUACAAAGGCCUGGGGGCAACUCUGAUGAGGGACGUUCCCUUUUCAGUCGUCUACUUUCCCUUGUUUGCUAACCUGAAUAAGCUCGGCAAACCAUGCCCAGAUGAGUCCUCGCCCUUUUACUGGGCCUUCCUCUCAGGCUGCAUUGCAGGUUCUACCGCUGCAGUGGCAGUCAACCCCUGUGACGUGGUGAAGACCAGACUGCAGUCCCUGAGCAAAGGCUCGACUGAGGAGACUUACAGCGGAGUAGUGGACUGUGUGAGCCAAAUAAUGCGCAAGGAGGGACCGUCAGCCUUCCUGAAAGGUGCCGGCUGCCGGGCCCUGGUCAUCGCACCGCUGUUCGGAAUCGCACAGGUCAUGUACUUUGUUGGUGUUGGAGAAUACAUCCUGGACAACUCUCCCCUCAGCAUGCUGUCGCCAUGAGAGCACGCCACCAUGCACGGAACCUAUUUUUAGAGCCAAGAAGAACAAGGAUGGACCGACUGGCAGCUACGAUCUAUCAGUUUACAUCCCCCAAAAAAGUGAGGACGGAAAGGUUCCAGGUGUAUGCUCCAAUAGCUGUGUUGCACUUAAACACUUUGGUGACUUAACUCAAUCAGCCAUGGCCCACAUUUGCACUUGAUGCUUGUCGUAGCCUUACUGGGUUCACGGGCGCAGAGUGGUAGUGUUAUUCCUCUGUGGUUUGUCCAAAAUGGUCCUUUUUUGCCCUCCCUCCAUGAGGGCGGGAGGAGCUGGGAGCCACUCAAUCAAAAGAGACUGUUUAGUUUCUUUUCAGUGCUUUCCAGUUUCAGUAUGUACUUGAUAUAUUUUGAGUGACUGAAUGCAGUAGUGUGCAGCUAUCUUUGUGUGUUGUCAUGUUACAGAGGCUUCGUUGAAGCCCACAGAAAUAGCAAGGGACUUUGUUACUUCUCAUCAUCAAUGUCGACACGGGACCACGCUGUCGUCGCGUCACUGUGAAUCUUACAUCCUUGCAAAGAUGCAUCCACGCACGUGUUUAUGAAUAUGUGUGUAAUGUCCACAUAGUCAAGUCUAUUUGCAUAUGCAUAUUAACAAAUUUCAGUCAUCCUGGAGUGAAAUGACUAUUACACUGAAACUGCUGUUUUUGUAUUAUGUAUGAUAUAUACAUUUAAAAAAUACAAUAUACUGUACUGUU